AUGCCGUCACAGGCCGGUGAUGGUAAACAAAACACUGAAAAUAUGGAGUACAAUGAGAUUGAUCCAAAUGAAGAUACACAGUCUAUGUUACGUAAUUUGACUAACGAGAGUAAAGGUAUUUAUUCUAGUAAAAGACAAAGAUCACCUGAAAUAACUAACAACACUGAUAAUGGUAAAAAAGUUAAAAAUGUACAAAGUGAACCGACAACCUCGUCAAGUAAAUCUGAAAAUACAAAAGCUGAUAUAUGGAAAUACAGUCAACAUGACAAAGGUCCAUAUAUUUUUUUUAUUAAAAAGAAAGAAAGAACUGAAAAACCAAUUUCUAUAUUAGAAAUAUGUCGUUUGAUGAAAACACUGUGUCUUCAAUACAAGGCAAUUAGUAACGAGAAUAAUAAAUGGACUUGGAAAGUUACCUUUGAUUCUAAAUACACAGCAAAUUUGUUACUGACUGACCAACGAGUUGCUGAGAAAGGCUAUCGAGCAUUUAUAACCCAAGAAUUGUUAUUUAGAAAAAUUGUCAUACGAGACAUACCAACUGACAUUACUAAAGAUGAACUUAAAAAAGAUUUAAUGAUUGAUAAUGGCAGAAUUGAAAUUCAAGAUAUUUAUCGUCUACAAAGAAAAAAUCAAAAAAAAGAACUAGUACCAACUGAAUCAGUAUGUGUUACGAUAAGAAGUCGUGAACUUCCUCGUGACAUUAACAUGUGGAGAGCCAAACUGAGCUUUCAACCAUACAUUCAAAGUAUCAGACAAUGUUUUAAAUGUGGUAAGCUAUAUUAUUCAAUUAAAUUUUGUACAGCACCAGAAGCAAAAUGUUUAAACUGUGGUAAACAAGUACAUGGUACAUGCCAAAAUGUGUCAAAUUGUAUCAAUUGUGGUGGUCCACAUAAAACAUUAGAUAACUCAUGUGUAAAGGUUCAAGAAUCCAAAGAAAUUAAUAAAAUUCGUUAG
Molecule: messenger RNA, 951 nt
Organism: Aphidius gifuensis
Lineage: Eukaryota; Metazoa; Arthropoda; Insecta; Hymenoptera; Braconidae
Exons: 1
Coding region: 1-951 (316 amino acids)
Source: RefSeq, a predicted model, not a curated record